This is a messenger RNA of Camelina sativa (false flax), 1231 nucleotides long. RefSeq lists its product as uncharacterized. Lineage: Eukaryota; Viridiplantae; Streptophyta; Magnoliopsida; Brassicales; Brassicaceae. The record is from RefSeq and is a predicted model, not a curated record.
AAAUAUUUUAUCUACAUCAGUUCAUCACCAUUUCUCUAAAAUCUUGUAAUUUCUCUCUUUUAAUACCCUCAUCUAGCACUAAGUUUGGAAGAGAAAUAUGGAAUUCGUGACCAACUCCACACCAAGAUAUGAAUGUCUUGUCUUUGAUUUGGAUGAUACUCUAUAUCCUCUAAGCUCCGGUUUGUCAGAAGCAUGCGCCAACAACAUCAUAGAAUUCAUGGUUCAAAAGCUUGGAGUAGAAGAAGACAGAGUUGUUGAACUAAACCAACUUCUCUAUAGAACAUAUGGAACUUCAAUGGCUGGCCUUAAGGCUAUAGGUUAUGAAUUCGACAAUGACGAGUACCACAGCUAUGUUCAUGGGAGAUUACCCUAUGAAAACCUUAAACCGGAUCCGGUUCUGAGAAAUCUACUUCUUAGCCUACCUUUUCGAAAAUUGGUGUUCUCAAAUGGAGAUGAUGUUCAUGUGAUGAGGGCUCUAAAAAGACUCGGUAUUGAAGACUGUUUUGAGAGAAUCAUAAGUUUCGAGACCUUAAAGCCUAAGACCAAUGAUGCUGAGAAUUCUUGUGUCACAGGUCAUCUUCCCGAGAAUCCGGUUAUCUGUAAACCAGCCAAGAUUGCUUUCGAGAAAGCCUUCGAGAUUGCACAGCUCAAUCCUCACAAGGCCUUGUUCUUCGACGACAGUAUCCGGAACAUCCAAACCGGAAAAGUCAUGGGUCUUCGUACAGUCUUGGUCGGUAAAUCAGAAAAAGUAGAUGGAAGUGAUUACGCGUUAGAAAGCAUUCACAACAUGAAAAAAGCAUUACCGGAGUUAUGGUCGGAAUCCAACAGCAACAACAACAAGAAAUCUGAAAGAAUGAGUUACCUCGCACAAAUCUCUAUUGCAACUUCUGUUGAAGCUUGAUCAUGUGUACAUGUUUACUUAAUUUUGUGAAGAUGUUUACAUAUACAUAUAUUUACCACAUAGAUACUAAGAGUAAGAUACAUCGUUCAUCGUUGCUGCAACGGUGGAUAAAAAGAGUAAUGAUCUACAUAUACUAUAUACAUCAUGUGGAACAUAUUGGACAUCUUUCGUUUCGAUAUUUAUAGCACGAGUGUGGUCCAUAGAACUUAGUAAUUGCUUUUACAAUUGAGGAGGACAAAACAAAACUUUUGAUAUAUAUAUAUCCUGUAUACUUAUGUGUGUUAUUAUUUAUUAUUUUCCUGGUUUUAGAAGUUCAACAUAUUGCACAUC